AUGUAUGUGUUGAGUGGUGGCUGCUACGAGCAGCGCUGGACGGGCAGUAUGGCGGAGGAGGGCUGUGUGUACGAGUCAGAGGGGCUCGAGGAGCAGUUGGGGAGUUUAUUGAGCCGUUACUCAAGUGGUGAAACACGGGCCGACAGUAAACCGUUCUGCUCUGACUUUCGCAAGCUGGUGGAGGAGUAUGCCUCUCGCUGGCAGGUGCCGCUGCCUCAGCUCAGGAUCCUUGAAAUAGCUCUCCGCUACUUCGCUCGAGCCUCCACCUUCUUCACAUUAAACUGUGAUCAUGUGCGACACACACUCAGUAGUCUGGCCUUGAGUGUUUUUGAGUUGCUGCUGUUCUUUGACCACAAGGACUUCUGUCAGGAGCCACUGAAUCGCUUCACUGUUGCAUUCCAGGAAUGUUACUCGGUGCUUGCGAGGCAUCAGAAUGUUCACUUGCUUCAGGUGGAGCGUUUGGUGCGGGGUGGUGGGCCCUGGGCCGGCCCGGCCUUACAAGCAAUCCUCAGUGAGUCCAGUUUACCUCAGAGUGAAGUUGACGGGUGCAUCAGCUCUGAGCUGCCGGUGUUCUUUGAGCUCCGGGUGCGCUACCUCUUAUCCUGUGAGCGGGUCAGUGAGGCUAUGGCCCUGGCUGGGUGUUGUGCUCGGCAUCCCCCAGCAGGACAACACUUGUUCUUCCUCCAGGUCUACCUCACGUGGCUUUUCAAAACCUCGCAGCAGGACCGCCUUCACAAAGAGGUGGCUGAAUUUAAUGGUAAAGAUGCAAUUCAUAUCAUCUGUAGUUUGGAGUGUGAGGAAAAGGAUGAAUUGCUACUAGCCCUCAGCAGAGCCUUCCUCUCCCAGCAGCUGCGAAGGGGUGACAUGUACCAUUUGUGUGAUCUUGUCUUUAUAUGGAGUAAACUUCACAGUCGGUUGAAUACAUCCAAGCAAGCUCUACUUGAGGAGAGUCAUCAGCUGAUGUUGUCUGCCACCAACGUCAACUCAAUCUUCCCAUUCAUCAGAGCCCUACUGGAAGAGCUGGGUGAAGAUGGUAUCCAGUUCUGUGUGGAGCUUUGUGCUAAUGCCCUGGGGUCUUGCCUUCCCUGUGAUGUCAUCACCAAGUCCCUAAUCUACAAAACCAUCACCAGCCUGCUCCCCAAUGACCUGGAGGUUUUCCGGGCGUGCGCUCUUCUGAUCUUCUUCCUCGAACGCACUGUUGAGACCUACAAGUUGGUGUACCUUCUUUACAUGCAUCCCGAUCAGGAGUACCACGUGGAGUACAGCCCCAUCCGAAAUCAUGUUCGCUUUGAAACCCUGCAGGUCUUGAAGAAGGACCUGUACUUUGACCCAGAGUUUUGGAACCUCAUUGCUUUGCGGACCAACUGUUUGAAGCUGAUGAGCGAGAAGGUGGUUAGUGGUGACCUCGAGGAGAUCAUGGAGGACGAAUGGAUCCUGAGCUAUUGCGCCAAAGAACCUUUUUCGCGAUCAAGCUCAUCGGCAUUUCAGAAAGGAAGUAAGGGGGCAGCAGCUAAAAAGCGGGACCAUAAAGAGGACGGACGUCACGACAUUGACACUGCAUCCAAGAGAUUAAAGGCGAGCCCAGGGAAAACACGGCUUGAUGUUGACCACGCCGGAAAGAAGAAAGGCAGCCAACCGUCAUCGUCACCUGAACCUUUGAGGCGUUCGUUUUGGCAGCUAGACAGACUGCAGGACAAUGUAGCUGUUGGGUUUGGAGAUCUUCGACGCACUACAAGACUCUCGGAGAAGAACCCACCAAAACGGAGGAUUAGACAACCCAGGUGGCUUCUUGAAGACUCAGGAAAUCUUGGAAGGAAUAACGUUCUUUCAAAGAUCAAAAAGCAUGGGUUGAAACAUCAAAAGCACCAUGGAUCCAAUGUCGUAAAGGGGUCAGAAACUGUCGAGUUCGAGAACAAUGCCAAACACAAACCUUUAGUAAACCGUCAUUUAAUGGCAAGACAGAAUAGCAGCAAGCACCAGAAGGGGUUUACAUUUGAGCCCCUCAAACCAGCUACCCUUCCUCAAGUAAUCCUUGAGCUCUCCCUACCAGACAAUGAACUGCUGGGAACGUUUAAUGAGGACACCUGCAACCGACAGAGGGGUUUCCCUCAAGUGCUUUUCUACAGACCGACAGUGAAGGUUCCCUCCACGUCCGAACCUGCGAAGACCGUGCACCGCAAAGAAGUGAUCCUGAGAGCGCGGGAUGCGGCCAUGUUUGCACAGCAGUUGCACUGUUACGCUCGGCGGCCGAAAGGGAAAGGCACCAGGCCCAAUAUUCAGGGCUCGGUUUCAACAAUCACACGCUCCUCGGUGCAAGGAAGUCCUCCAAAAGAUCCAGAGAGAGAGCUCUGUGACAAACCUGCCGCCGAGACUAAAGGCGGAAUUACCCAACACGCACCAGAAGCAGCCGACGUUACACAAUCCCCACCGCUGGAAAAAAUCCCUCAAGCUCAAACGACAAAAGCAGUCUCUCGAAAGAUAUUUUCCGAGAGAGAGCUCUCCGAGAAGUCUGCCGCUGAGAUGAAAGUCGCCAAUGCGUCACAGACAUCGGCAGCGACUGAGGUUACAGAAGCCCCAAUGUUGGAUAAGGUCAUCGCUUCAGCAAGAGAGCACUGUGACGAGUCUGCUGUUGAGAUGAAGGUCACGAUUGCCUCAACGGCGACUAAAGUGACUCCGCCCCCAGGUUUAGAUAAAGUGUCUAAAGCUUCAAAAACCACAACUUCCGCUGAGGUUUUGCAAACUUCCCCUCUGGUCAACAAUCAGAUGGCAGUUCUUGAUAAAACUACUGAUCCAACACAGUCUCAAGUUGUUCUUAGAGCAGGGAGGCAAGAACUGAAGUCACUCUCUUCUCAGGCUGAAACUGGCACAAAUCCUGUCGUCCAAACAAAAGCAGACGGCCCAAAGGUGCUCGCCGCCGUUGCCAGCAGCCUCUCUGAGCUGGACGUUACAGAUGUUUCCCCCAAAUUCCCAAAAGGACACGUGCCUUGGGAAAAUGACACAAGUGGAGGAACAGUGGGCUCUACGUCUACUGAUCAGGACGGUAUGAAUGACAUAUCUGCUCUGAAAUUGGUAACAGAAAUGCUAACUGAACUUGAGCCUGAGCGCAAACAGCCGGCUCCAGAGGACGGUACGUCCGAGGAGCCAACAUCUGGAAGUGAUUACAAAGUUCCUCGCACAUUACAAACUACCUCCACCUGUUCUUUAGUUGCUGAUGUCCAAGGAAAGGAGGAGGAAACUCAGGAGUUUGAUCCAGAAGCACCUGAGGACGGCGAUCUCCCAGAAUCGGAGGAAUCCAAGUUGGAGUUCUGUUGUACUUUCUGCAACAAGGUCUUUAAGGGAAGUCGUGUUGUAGAACAUGCUAUGUUCCAUUAUCGUAAGGAUGAGUGCAUGUUCUGCGGGACGAUGUUCAAAGAUGAUCUUCUGGCCAUGAUGCACCUGUCUGACCACAUUGAAAAGCUGAAGAGGCUCAAAGAGUUGGAAGGUAACAAUGUCCAAGAGACCAAAGAUAUCUCCACAUGUAAGACCUCUGUCAAAGCAAAGACCACAAACCUGUCUUCUGAGCGCCGGAGCAGUGGGAGGUCGAGGACAUCUACAGACUGUCCUAAAUCAACGAGCACUCCACAUUCAAGCCCAUCUGGGUCCAGACAGUUGAGAUCCAAUGACAAGCCAGUGGAUGAAAAGAAACAAAACGUGUCAAAGCACCUUGAUAGUCAAACUCCAGUUCACAAGGUAAACGGGCAUAUUGGGAAAAAGAAAGGGCUUGAGGUACAGGAAAGGGACACCGUGACUUUGGAAGCUGACCCGCCACUGACACAGCAGGAGAUCCCUCAAGAAAGAACAACAGAUGGAGAAGUAACCUCCAGGUUGCAGGAAAACCAGGAUGCAGAGAUGGAUUCCUCUGCAACAUCAGCGGUCAGCUGUUCCAAGAAGACAGAAUCACCGCAGGUCCGGAAGACGGACGCCAAACAACGUGAGAAAGUUGUUGAGGAGAAACACGCGGAGCCACAAGAGAACGUUUGCUGUCCUGUAGAGGGUUGCAGCUGGUUUAAAGACCGGUCGAAGAAAGGCGUCGCACUCCUUUACCACGCUCUCGAAGAUCACGACGGCGAGGUCCAACCUUUGGAAGUGGCAUUCCGCGUAGGACACGGCAAAUGCAGUAGUUGCAUGAGGGUCAUGUGGAGUUUCGAACAUUUUCAGCAUCACGUUGACAGACACAGACUCUCUCCUCGGCAUCCUUGCCCUCAUCAGGGAUGCACGUCCAGGUUCAAAACUGGAAUAGAAAUGAGACGCCAUGCCAGGAGGCACAGCCCGCUGCAGGCGGUGUGCUGCGUCCCCGGUUGUUCUCAGCUAUUUAUUUGCCUCUGGGCGCUGAACCUUCAUGAAAGAGAGCACUAUGCUUCCAAACCCACCAAACCGGACAAGAAUGCAAACGAACCAACGAACGCGCCGAAUGGAAAGAAACAACCGGGUCACCGGCCAAAAGAUGCAACCGCUGCUGCAAACAAGACCGAGAGUGUGAAUGCCGACUGUAAAUUAGGAGGAGAAGAUGCAGAAAAACAAGCUCCUCUUCCCACGGUUGUCGGUGCAUCCCCGUUGAAAGAGGAGUCGAAAGAGCGAAACGAGACCAAGGAUUUACACGUCCUGAAGAAUCUCUCCAACAAGGACACUUCCUCACAGCCCGCCGGCCCCAAUCUGAGAUUAAGGCAAACAUUAAGAAAGGUGACGAACGCAACCAAAAGUCACAAAGUCAUCUCGUCGUCGUUGUUGAAACUGAAUAUCAAAGUGAGGCACAAGUUCAAAAAGAAGCAGGUCAAAGGAAACACGAAAGGUCCGAAAAGAAGAGGGCGUCCCCCCAAGUCAAAGGAAGCUGUGCACGAUGAAAAUACUACUGAUGGACAAAACAAUCAAACUGUCCCAGAAAAAACGGGCCAGAUCGCAAACCCCCCUAAAGCCGCAGAGGGCUCAAAUGUUGGCGACGGCUCGAGGGAAGAAGAGCACGUCAAAGAUGUCGUCAAAACUACAGACAUGUCGAUUAACAAAUUAAAGUCUAAGAAAUCAGUAAACAAGCAGAUGAAGAACAAUCACGUGCAACAAAAGGACAUUUUAAAUGACCCCCCCACAGCUGUUAUGACGGCAAACGGUUUAAACCAAUCAAUCGGCACCAGCUCGGCAGACGACACGCACACUUUAACAGCUAAGAAACUACAUAAAGUGAAAAAACGCUCCACUUCGAAAGAAAGUCCGACCGCUUCUUCAGACUGCAGCCAGUCGAAGAAGCACAAGGUUGCAAAUGGCGACGCCAACACAAAGAUAAUCAUGAAGAAAUGUCCUCUCGGCUCUGCUGCCCCGGCUCACGGCUUAAAGGAGAGAACCACCUCAGGAGAGAAAACACAGGAGGCAAUGGGAGAAAAAUCAAAGAAAUCCCUCGUGAAAACAGAAGGAAGGAAAGAGAAGAAUAGUCACAGGGCUUCUUUAGACUCGGGCCAGACGAAAAAGAAGCACAAGGAUAUUAAUAACGAGGACAAGAAGAAACUAAAGGGAAGACCGAAGGACGCGAGCAAAACAUCUGCCCUGAAAGAGAAAGCCAAGUCGAAAUCUGGAGCCCAACCGGUUGCGGCUCGAGCAGCAGCCGACUGCUCUCUGGACGCAAAAGGAGGAGCAACGGAUGCAACGCUUUCCUCCGUCCCGGCUGCCACAGCUAGCGGCUCAAACGACACCGAAGAGAACACGCAGAAGGUAACGCAAAGGGGAGAAUCCAAGAACCCUCACAUCACCAAAAAGUCAGACCCCAACGGAGCAAGCGAGAAGCGCAAGAACGGCGAGAAGAAAGACGGCGAGAAGAAAGACGGCGAGAAGAAAGACGGCGAGAAGAAAGACGGCGAGAAGAAACACGCCGAUCAGGGCGCUCGACCGGCGUCCGAGAGGCCGGAAAAUCCCAAAGCCUCCGAGGUGAAAGCGGAGUUACUUCCUGUAGGUGACGUGGGGAAAACGCCACAAUCGACACGUAGCAACGUCGGUUACUCUGUCGUGACGAACGGAAAAGCAGCGCUGGAAGAUGCCGAAUCUUCAGGGUUAAAGGACGCUCUCGCAGGCUACGGCAACCGGCCGUACAAGCGUCCGCCGCCGACGGCCUACCUGGCCGAGAAGUACAUCACCAUGCCGAAGCGAAGGAAGGAGCUGUCGGGUCACCAGUCGCCCCAGAAGAGCACCCUUCCUCCCGAGAGCCGCGCGACGAAGACGCCGCAAAGACGCCGGUGCGCCAACUGCUUCGCCACGUUCAACAGUGCCGAGGAGCUGCAGAGUCACCACCAGCUGCAGAAGUGCUCCAACCUCUUCGGGUUCGACUCUGACGACGAGGGGGACAGUUUGACGGGUCCAAUAAAGUCAAAGUGAAUUGGCGUUUUGGACGCAUCGUAAACCCGCACACCGGACGGACCGGCGCUCUCCGGACGACUUGCUCGUCUCCGAGGGCAACGACGCCGUUCAUCUGGAGACCCGGGGAAAAAAAGUGUGUGGGGGGGGGGGAGUCGCCCGACUUUCACUGCAGCGUGUGCCUGUAACGCGAAGAUGGAGAACUGAACUGAGUCCCAGUCAGACCGUUGCCAGAGAACGGCGAGUACUGAAGUGCCUGCUCUGGAGCCGCCGCGCUGUUUCCAGCUGCUUCCCUUCGGGGAGCGGAGAUUAAGAAGUGUGGCUUUUAAAAGUCUGGACUCUUGAAAGCUGUGAAAAGAAGAAGAAGAAGAAAAA
Messenger RNA from Cyclopterus lumpus (lumpfish), 6747 nucleotides. RefSeq lists its product as uncharacterized. The record is from RefSeq and is a predicted model, not a curated record. Gene Ontology annotation, biological process: regulation of transcription by RNA polymerase II. Bases 1 to 6393 code for a protein of 2130 amino acids. NCBI's taxonomy places the organism in Eukaryota, Metazoa, Chordata, Actinopteri, Perciformes, Cyclopteridae. The transcript is spliced from 10 exons. Gene Ontology annotation, molecular function: DNA binding; DNA-binding transcription factor activity, RNA polymerase II-specific. Gene Ontology annotation, cellular component: nucleus.